This is a messenger RNA of Schistosoma turkestanicum, 630 nucleotides long. The record is from the annotation of a GenBank genome assembly. Lineage: Eukaryota; Metazoa; Platyhelminthes; Trematoda; Strigeidida; Schistosomatidae.
AUGGCUGGGGCACCGUCAACAUGUUUGUGUCUAUCUGAUUCCCCCUCAGAGUGGUUGAAUAAACUUUUGUACCGUGAUAGUCUUCACAGAGAUUUGAACUCUACUUUAGAAUUUGAUAAACGUAGUAAAGUUUGUUACAGUGGUACUCGAGAACUUGACUAUCCAAUUCUCAAUGAUGGCUUCAGCUAUGAAAUAGAGACAACUAAAUCAUUCCCUCUACCCCCUGAAUUAAUUGAAAAAUUUUCUACCAUGCAAACGAACUGUUUAAUGGGGGUUUUCACUCUAUGCGAAAAAGCUUGGGUUACAAUUGAUAAUGAAAUAUUCUUGUGGAACUAUGAGGAUGGAGAGGAUUUGGCUUAUUAUGAUGGAGUAAAUGACACUAUUAUAUCUGUGUCGCUAAUAGUCCCCUCUGCCGGUGUAUUACCAGAACAUAUUAGAUUCUUAUUAUGUCUAGCAACUCCUUCAGAAAUUUGGCUUCUUGGUAUGAUGUACUCAACUAUGAAUAGUAAUCAUACACUCAGAAUACAAUCUUCUCGACCUAUUCUAGAAGUGAUGCCAGAUCCUUUAUAUUGUUUAUCUACUGAAAAUAAUUAUAUUUCUUGUAUAGAAGGUACACUGAAUGGCAGGUAA